Molecule: messenger RNA, 1620 nt
Organism: Erigeron canadensis
Lineage: Eukaryota; Viridiplantae; Streptophyta; Magnoliopsida; Asterales; Asteraceae
Product: snRNA-activating protein complex subunit-like
Exons: 11
Coding region: 81-1520 (479 amino acids)
Biological process (GO): snRNA transcription by RNA polymerase III; snRNA transcription by RNA polymerase II
Cellular component (GO): snRNA-activating protein complex
Molecular function (GO): RNA polymerase II cis-regulatory region sequence-specific DNA binding; core promoter sequence-specific DNA binding; bent DNA binding
Source: RefSeq, a predicted model, not a curated record
AGUGUUCUUCUGGAAACUGGGCGUGUCUACCUCUUAGUUGAGGAGAAAUCCGUAAGUAGAUCUUUAACUCGGGGAAAGCAAUGGAAGAUUCUUCUGGUUAUGAAGAUGUCUAUGUUUCGAUUCCUCGUGGUGGUCCACUAUUCGUAUCAGACAUGGUUGGUCCACUCACCAGUGUUUCUAAGUUCCGGUCAUGUGUCGAGGAUGAACUAAAGGAUCUUAGAAAGGAAACAUGCCUGGGAUUGGUUGAACAACAUCAUGAAAUUUCGGUUGAUGAACUCAAAGUUCUCAGUGAGGAGGAGUUGGUUGAUAUGGCGUUCCAAGCAUCACUCGAGGGUGGUAACAUGAGAAGAGAUACGUCAUCAUUAUCAAAAGAGUGCUCGAAUGGGACUACAAAUGCCAGCAAAAUCACUGAUGCCAGUCUCACAUACUCAAAAUCAGGACUAGAUGAGGAUUAUGUGCCUUCAAAUGAAUUUCGCAAGGGAUCCAAGAGAACCAUUAAUAAGGGGAAGAUGAAUGGAGACUCAUCUAAGAAGAGCAGAAGAGCGAUUAAGAAGGAUAUAACCCAUGAAGAAGAUUAUAUGAUAGAGGUGGAGAAAGUUGCUAUGAUCAAAGAGAAACAAGAAGAAGAUAAAUCAGCUGCAAGAUUACAUUCUUUUAGUGGUGCUUCUGGCCCCGUUUCAUGCGUGACUCUCUCAGAGAAGAAAGAGCGCCUGUCAUCAUCUAAAUUUACAAGCUAUUCUACCCAGCAGGUAAAGUCAUCAAAUACUCGUGAACACAUACCACUACAUGGUAGUGAGAUUCUUCUUUGUGUAGAGGUUUAUUAUAUUAACCGACGAGCAACAUGGGUUAAGACUCAAGAAAUUGUUGUUCUUGGACAACAAUUAUUAACUGAACUGAGAGAUAAAAUAUAUUGUUUAACAGACCAAAUCAUGAAGUUGGCCACAAAGGAUGAUCCGUCUGGAUAUUUCCUCAUAGAAGAUGUAUUUUACAAUGAUUCAAGGAAUGCCCGUGCUGCAGACUACAGUAAACCCAUUCGUGAUUGGCUUAGAGAAUCCAAGGAGACUGCACUUGAAAAGUGGGAAUCCAUUGUAUCUGGUGAACUGCAGCACAAGCAAAAGAAAUUUCUAGGUAGCGGACGUGGACCAAAAUUGCCUCAUUUUAAAGAUCGUCCAAUGCAGGGAACCCAUUUUUGUGACUUAAAUUUCCGAGUUGGAGCAGGGUAUUUGUACUGUCAUCAGGGAGAUUGUAAGCAUGUAUUGGUGAUUCGAGACAUGAGAUUAAUUCAUCCGGAGGAUGUACAAAAUCGAGCUGCUUAUCCAUUGAUUAUGUUCCAGUCAAAAUUGCGUUUCCAAAAGUGCUCGUGCUGUAAGAUUUUUAGAGCAAGAAAAGUGACUGUGGAUGACAAGUGGGCACCAGAGAAUCCUUGCUAUUUCUGCGGCAUUUGCUAUUUCAUGCUUCAUUAUUCAGAUAAUAAACUCGUAUAUGAUGACUUCCAGGUCUUUGAUUAUAUUCAUGAUUAGUUUCAAGACAAGCUACCAGAGGAGGAUUCAUCUGACCAUCUGGUUUUGCCUCCCAAAAUAUGACCACGUUAGGGCUUUCGAAUUUUGGGCCAUGUUUGUU